AUGCGUGGAGGUACCACGUCACCAGCUCAGGGAACCAAUAUCAAGGUUCUUGUAAGGGUAAGACCGCUUUUAGCUCGAGAAACCAAAGACGAUCAAGUCAAGAGCUUGGUCAGCAUGCCGGCGGAAGACCCCAAAUCAACCAUUCUUACUGUCCCAACCAACUCGUUAUAUCAUUCCCAACGAAACAAGGCUAUUAGUAGCGCACAGAAAAAGACUUCUGAAGAACAGAAGUACUACUCAUUUGAUGAAUCAGUUUGGUCAUUCGAUAGUAACCACUCGAAUUAUACCGAUAAUAGGAAAUUCUAUAACAAGACAGGACCCGAUAUUAUAGAGCAUUUCUUCCAAGGUUUCAACGUGUGUCUUUUGGCCUACGGACAGACUAGUUCGGGUAAAACGUAUACCAUGAUGGGUGAUCGAGAAGAACCGGGGAUCAUACCUUUGACCAUACGAGAUAUCUUGAACCAAAAGCAAAGGCUUGUUAAUGAAAAGAUCAAUUGCCAAUUGAAACUCCUGUAUAUUGAAAUCUACAACGAACAAGUUAAAGAUUUACUUACAAAUAAUCAACAAGAUUCGAAAAAAUGUCGAGUUAGAGAACAUCCAACUUUAGGUCCAUACGUUGAAAAUGUAACCGAAUGUAACAUUGAUCUGUAUGCGGAUUUCAUAAACUGUUUGAACAAGGGUAAUUCAAACCGUGCCACUGCAUCUACUUCAAUGAAUGAUAAUAGUUCAAGAUCUCAUGCAAUAAUAACGGUCAAUUUGAAACAAACUAAAUUUGUUUCUCAAAAUGAUAAUAAUACAAUUGGGGAAGCCGAAGAAGAAAUGGUGUCAAAUAUAAAAUUGGUCGAUUUAGCCGGUUCUGAACGAUUAUCUAAAACCAAACUCUUUGGCCAACAAGAUCGCGUUAAAGAAGGUACUCUUAUUAAUAAAUCAUUAACCGUUCUUGGAAGAUGCUUCAAUCUUUUGGCAGCAAAUUCAAGUCCAUCCUCUUGUCAAAGCUCUUCGGUGAUUCCAUAUCGUGAUUCAACAUUAACCUACAUUCUAAAAGAAAAUUUGGCCGGGAAUUCAAAAAGUUUCAUGAUUUUUUGUAUUUCUCCAAUUGAUUUUGAAGAAACUCAUCAAACCUUGAAUUAUGCCAAUCAAGUGAAGAAAAUUAAAACUGCCGCUAAAGCAAAUAAAACUAAAUUGUCCCUGGCCCCCAUUGAUUGGGAAGAGCUUCGGGCAAUGGAUCAAUCAGCAAUCCAAUCUUUGAAAGACGAGAUCAAAGACCUCACCAAUAAAUUGAAUAAUUUCGAAUUGAAUUCUUCUCCUACUUCGGUUCCUACAGAAGACAAUAAAUCUUUGAAAUUAAUCUCUUAUCUUGAUAAUGAAACUUCAAAAUUGAAAUUCGAAAAUACCUUCUUAAAACAAAAACUCCUGGAACGUGAUCAUCAAUUACAUGAAUUACAAAGCCAUGUCGAUUAUAUGGAUCAAGAAUUAUUUGGUUUCAUCAAAAGAGCCACUCAAGAUAAACUUUCUCUACAAACUGCCUCUCGCUUGGCUGAAAUUUCUAAUUUCAGCUCCUUAUUAGAACAACACCAACGCGACUUAGAACUUCAAUUAGAAGAUUACGACCCUGCAAAAGCGUUUUAA
Messenger RNA from Hyphopichia burtonii NRRL Y-1933, 1629 nucleotides. RefSeq lists its product as uncharacterized. Gene Ontology annotation, molecular function: microtubule motor activity; ATP binding; microtubule binding. The record is from RefSeq and is a predicted model, not a curated record. Gene Ontology annotation, biological process: mitotic spindle organization; microtubule-based movement. Bases 1 to 1629 code for a protein of 542 amino acids. Lineage: Eukaryota; Fungi; Ascomycota; Pichiomycetes; Serinales; Debaryomycetaceae. The transcript has a single exon.